AUGUUUUUGUUAAAAUUGGUGCGACAUAGAAGUAGUAAAUUUAAAGUAGAAAGAAAUAUUGUAAAAAUUAUUCCUAAUAUUAGAAUUAGAACGUAUUAUGACGUCAAUUUGGAAAAUAUUCCGGAAGUAUCUACCGCCUUAAUAAGGAAAACAUUGAAAGCGAAUAAUAUAGCAUAUGAAGAUGGGUAUACUUGUUUCAUUGCAAAAUGUUCUUUUUGUCAUAAAAGUUGUAAUAAUGUUAAGCAACACACGGCCAAAAUUUACAUCAACAAAACGACAGGUAUGUUCAUGUGUGCGUCUUGUAAGAGAACUGGCCAAUGGAAUAAUUUUAUGGCUUUUAGUACCAAGACAUCUAAAACGAAAAAUAACAUUGACAAACAAGAGGUAGAAGAAGGAGAGACGAAUAUGAAAAGACUUAACGAAUCUCUUCGAGAUAUUAGGGAAAACACAAACGAUUUAAAAGCGUAUGGUAGUCCAGCAUUUUGGAAUGUUUUAAGAAAAUUUUGCCUCCCAGCGAUUGAACAUAAUACGUUAUCAAAUAUGGACGUUAGAAUAGCGCCAGAUGAAACCUCGUUAUAUUUUCCCUUGGAAAAUGUAGACAACGAAGUGGUCGGCUACAGGAAAAGUACGGGUCUAAGUAGCGAUGAUACAGUAUUACCUAAUAUAAUGUACGGAGGCGUUUUAACCGGAAGGGUACCAAAAAGUAAAGAUACAGCCAUUUUAAUACCAAACGUUUCUGAUUUUCUAGUUCUCUUAAAUUCAAAAGUGAGUGCAAACAUCGUGUGCUUACCGAAUAGUGUCAAUAAUUUACCACAAUACGUCUUACCCAGCUUGGAAAGAUUUAAGAAACUAGUCAUUUGGUUCGGAAGCGAUACCAAAUCAUGGGAGGCCGCCCGGCACUUUGCUAAGAAGUUGGGAGAAAACAGAUGUUUUCUCAUAAGACCGACCGAUAAACAGAGACUUCCGCAUUUGGACGAAAACCAGGACUUCAAGGCGAUUAUUUCGUCCGCGCAACCCAUGUGGCACAAGUCUAUUACCACGUUUGCAAAUUUGAGGGCAGACGUGCUUUCCGACCUUCAGAAUAUCGACAAGGUUCAAGGCGUGAAGUGGAAGAGAUAUCCGACGCUCAAUAAAAUACUGAAGGGACAUCGGAGGGGCGAACUGACUGUUUUCACGGGUCCCACGGGAAGCGGGAAGACCACGUUCAUUAGCGACUAUUCUCUAGAUUUGGCAAUGCAGGGAGUGAACACGCUAUGGGGUAGUUUCGAAAUAAGAAACGCCAGACUGGCUCGGACGAUGCUGCAACAAAUGGCGGGCAUCCCCCUCGACGAAAACCUGCAGGCGUUCGACCAUUGGGCGGACAAAUUCGAGAAGUUACCCAUCUACUUCAUGACGUUUCACGGACAGCAGUCCAUAAAAGUCGUAAUGGAGGCCGUCGAACACGCGACCUAUGUUUACGACAUUGCCCACGUGAUAAUAGACAACGUACAGUUCAUGAUAGGAAUGUCGGAUGAGUCGAAAUACAUGGACCGUUUCUGGAAGCAGGACGCGUUAAUCGCUUCGUUCAGGCAGUUCGCGACGAGGAAGAACUGCCACGUCACGUUGGUCAUCCAUCCUAGGAAGGAGCGGGACGACGAGGACCUGAGCACCAGUUCUAUAUUCGGCGGGGCGAAGGCUUCGCAGGAGGCGGACAACAUAUUAAUCAUUCAGGAUAAGAGGCUCACUUCCGUCAGAGGGAAGAAGUAUUUGCAGGUUGCUAAAAAUAGGUACAGCGGCGAUCUCGGCAUAAUGGCUUUGGAUUUCGAUAAAUCCAGUUUAAGUUACCAACAAAAAAAAAUCAAGGAACAGAAAAGUCCGGAAGAUCUAGAAGAAAAGCCACUGCGAUAAUAAAUGAAUGUCUGUGA
Molecule: messenger RNA, 1904 nt
Organism: Anoplophora glabripennis (Asian longhorned beetle)
Lineage: Eukaryota; Metazoa; Arthropoda; Insecta; Coleoptera; Cerambycidae
Gene: mtDNA-helicase
Product: twinkle protein, mitochondrial
Exons: 8
Coding region: 1-1887 (628 amino acids)
Biological process (GO): mitochondrial DNA replication
Cellular component (GO): mitochondrion
Molecular function (GO): 5'-3' DNA helicase activity; single-stranded DNA binding; ATP binding
Source: RefSeq, a predicted model, not a curated record